This is a messenger RNA of Esox lucius (northern pike), 2136 nucleotides long. RefSeq names its product mucin-2. The record is from RefSeq and is a predicted model, not a curated record. The transcript is spliced from 6 exons. Bases 49 to 1428 code for a protein of 459 amino acids. NCBI's taxonomy places the organism in Eukaryota, Metazoa, Chordata, Actinopteri, Esociformes, Esocidae.
GUUGUCUACAGCCCAUUAUCGUAUGGAAAAUACGAGGGAAUAAUUAACAUGAUCUUCAGCAAUGGAUCAGUCAUUGCAAACUCCACAUUAAUGUUUAGGAGUACCAACUACAUACAUUCAAAUUUGAUCAAAAGUACAUUUACCAAUAAUAUCCAAACAUAUCCAUCAAAAACAAUUGACCGAGAUGUCACCUUUCCUGAAGGUCAACUUCCACUUGAGGCCACACUACUUCAAGUAGGACCUUUAACUGCCAUCAUAACGUCCACACCACCACAUAACCCAGCUGUCCCAGCAAUUGCUAACCGAAGGCCCAGGCAGGCAAAUACACCUAAUGAAACUAAUUUAUCUGGCAACAUCACCAAGUUGGAAACCACCACGAUUACUCCUAAACCAAACAAUGGAAUGGAAGGUUCAACUAUUCCUAGAGAAACUACCAAAACAACUAAGAGCAUAAACACCAACAGUAGUCCUGGAGAGACUACCAAAACACCUAAGAGCAUAAACACCUCCAGUAGUCCUGGAGAGACUACCAAAACAACUAAGAGCAUAAACAUCACCAGUAGUCCUGGAGAGACUACCAAAACAACAAAGAGCAUAAACACCAACAGUAGUCCUGGAGAGACUACCAAAACACCUAAGAGCAUAAACACCUCCAGUAGUCCUGGAGAGACUACCAAAACACCUAAGAGCAUAAACACCACCAGUAGUCCUGGAGAGACUAUCAAAACAACUAAGAGCAUAAACACCACCAGUAGUCCUGGAGAGAUUAUCAAAACAACUAAGAGCAUAAACACCUCCAGUAGUCCUGGAGAGACUACCAAAACAACUAAGACCUUAACCACCACCAGUAGUCCUGGAGAGACUACCAAAACAACUAAGAGCAUAAACACCUCCAGUAGUCCUGGAGAGACUACCAAAACACCUAAGAGCAUAAACACCACCAGUCGUCCUGGAGAGACUACCAAAACACCUAAGAGCAUAAACACAAUCAGUAGUCCUGGAGAAACUACCAAAACAACUAAGAGCAAAAACACCACCAGUAGUCCAGGAGAAACUAUCAACACAACUAAGACCUUAAUCACCACCAGAAGUCCUCGAGAAACUACCAACACAACUAAGACCUUAAUCACCACCGGUGGUCCUAUUGCUAUGGCUGGGGGAGCGGGGGUCCCGGGAUGGGGGAUAGCUCUACUGGUUUUAGCUGCACUGAUCUUGUUACUUCUCCUUGUUCUUUUAAUAUUGCUGCUUGUCUGGUGGUGCUGUAGCCAGAGAAACAGAAGUUACAGCACAUACGACCAGAUCAACCACGGGGGAGACAUCCCAAUGUACUCCACACACAGCCGCUUCGACGUGACCAACAGCAUACCCUAUGAGGAAAUGGACGCACCAUCCAAAAACAGAACAGGGACUUACAUAGUGAACAAGUGAGCUCACUAUGAAGUUCUAACAUAAGGAACCUCCAAGCACUAGGGUAAGAAGACCAAAUGAAAUUAUCUUUUGAAGUUAAGUGCAUGGGAUCAAUGAGAAUUCAGUGCACAGUUAUUUUAUUUUGGACAUCUUAAUUGGAAUCAUGUUGGCCUUCUUCUCACUGAAUGGAAUAUCAACUUUUAUUGUAUUUAUUUGGUUCUAAUGUUAUUUUGUUAAUUAUUAACAGCAUAUGUAUUAAUAUUGAUAUAUGGAUUUAAUCAGCAUAUAUGCACUGGGACUAUUAAUUUUGGGUCAACCUUGAUCAACCAUUUUGGGCUCUAACUGGUAAUGGGUUGAUUUUUAUUGUUCAGUCUUUACUGGAGGCAAGCAUCACAUAAAAAAAGAAGAAUGUUGAUCGUAAUAAAAAAGAAAAACACUGUUGAUCGUAGAUUAGUAAAGGAGGCCAAAAAGUGUAUAUCGAUAAGUUGGGAAGCACAAUUCUGCUACAGAUCUGGAUUUCAUCAUUUCUUCUAACCACUGGACAAGAUAUUUUAGGGAUGCUAACAUACCAUAUAGAAAACUAUUCCACAAAUAUCCAACCCAAUAAGUAAAACACAAAAAUAUUAGUAAAUGUAAGUAAAUCAGUAAGAAUCAACUGUCUAGAAAUAUUUGGAGUCACUGUGUAUAGUUGUUAUAAACAUUUUAUUUAAAAUCUGUUUUAAAAUAAAG